UGGGCUCCUGGUCCUGGCGUGGCUGCCGAACGGUCCCGGUCGAUCCCUUCCGAACCAAAUGCCUGUGUGACAGGAUCUCCACCUUCGCCAUCUUAGCUCAGCUCAGCGCCGAAAUGAAUACGGAAAAAGUUCUCAUCCCGUCGGUCACGUUAAUUGUCGGCUGCGGAGUGUCUUCCCUGACUCUCGUGCUCUUGAUAAUCAUUUACAUCUCAGUCUGGAGAUAUAUCCGCUCGGAACGUUCUGUCAUCCUAAUCAACUUCUGCCUGUCCAUCAUAUCUUCCAACGCUCUCAUCCUGAUUGGGCAAACCCAGACCCGGAAUAAGGUGAUCUGUACCUUGGUGGCAGCCUUCCUGCAUUUUUUCUUCCUCUCCUCCUUCUGCUGGGUGCUGACGGAAGCUUGGCAAUCAUACAUGGCUGUGACGGGCAGGCUACGGAACCGCAUCAUCCGCAAACGCUUCCUCUGUCUCGGAUGGGGCCUGCCAGCCCUGGUGGUUGCCAUCUCUGUUGGAUUCACAAAAGCCAAGGGGUACGGCACCAUGAAUUACUGUUGGCUGUCUUUGGAAGGUGGUCUGCUUUAUGCCUUCGUGGGACCGGCGGCUGCUGUCGUUUUGGUGAACAUGGUUAUUGGUAUUCUGGUGUUUAACAAACUUGUAUCCAAAGAUGGAAUAACAGAUAAGAAACUGAAGGAACGGGCAGGGGCGUCCCUCUGGAGCUCCUGCGUGGUCCUCCCUCUCCUGGCCUUGACGUGGAUGUCGGCAGUGCUGGCCAUCACAGACCGGCGGUCCGCCCUCUUCCAGAUUCUCUUUGCGGUCUUUGACUCCUUAGAGGGCUUUGUCAUUGUGAUGGUCCAUUGCAUCCUGCGGAGAGAGGUACAAGAUGCCGUCAAAUGUCGAGUGGUGGACCGCCAAGAAGAAGGAAAUGGCGAUUCUGGGGGGUCAUUUCAGAAUGGACAUGCUCAGUUAAUGACCGAUUUUGAGAAGGACGUGGAUAUGGCUUGUAGAUCAGGUGAGCACAUCACAGUUCUCAAUAAAGACAUCAGCACUUGCCGUACCAUGACGAUCACGGGGACGCUAAAGCGCCCGUCCCUGCAGGACGAGGAGAAGCUGAAGCUGAACCAUCAGAAAGGUUCAUCGAACUUCAACAGUCUUCCAGCCAACGUCUCCAAGAUGCACCUCCAAAGCUCCCCGCACUACAUGGGGGCGAUCAACCUCAACGACUUCAGCAACCACACCCUCACCCUGAAGAAGGACAAGGGCCAGCCGACGCCCAAGUCCAUCUACAUCUGUGAUGGGGACAUCUUCAAAAAGCUGGACUCGGAGCUCUCCCGGGCCCAGGAUCAAGCCAUAGACACCAGCUACGUCAUCCUGCCCACCAACACCUCCACCCUGAGGCCCAAGCCACCCCCACCUCCGCCGCCCCCCAAGGACGAUACGAAAUACAGCAUCAAUAUUGACCAGAUGCCUCAGACGAGGCUCAUCCACCUCAGCAUGGCCACCGACCCGGGUUUUGUGGUCAAGAGCCCUCCAAGGGAACCGGUGGUGGUGGGCUGCGGGGAGGUCCAGGCGACUCCCAUGAUGCAGCAGCAACAGCAGCAACACCUGUCCCCACCGGUGGCCAACAAAUCUGGUGACUCGCAGAUGCUGAGCUUGUGUGACACGGGAGAUUCCGGUAACUCUGGAAUGGUGUCCAAGAGCGAGACAGUCUCCACACUCUCCAUGAGCUCCCUUGAGAGACGGAAAUCCCGGUAUGCAGAGCUAGAUUUUGAGAAAAUCAUGCACACGAGAAAACGUCACCAGGACAUGUUCCAGGACCUGAAUCGGAAAUUGCAGCACGCAGAGAAAGAGAAGGAGUCUCCAACGGCAGACAGCAAGGCUCUAAAACGGUGGAGCGUUUCUUCGGGCGGAAGCGAUAAAACAAACACUAGCCAAGAGAAGCAGCAGACCCCCAACAAGAGACCCUGGGAAGGAAUCCGGAAGGUCCAUUCACCACCAGCAUGGGUUAAAAAGGACAUGGAACCAGUAGCUCAGUCUCCCUUGGAACUCAAAACUGUAGAAUGGGAAAAAACGGGAGCAACGAUCCCCCUGGUGGGACAGGACAUUAUCGACCUCCAGACGGAGGUCUGAGGAGGAAAAGACGAGAGACUCUUACGGUGUCUUUUC
Euleptes europaea (tarantolino) is the source of this 2159-nucleotide messenger RNA. RefSeq names its product adhesion G protein-coupled receptor B1-like. The transcript has 15 exons. The record is from RefSeq and is a predicted model, not a curated record. Gene Ontology annotation, biological process: engulfment of apoptotic cell; adenylate cyclase-activating G protein-coupled receptor signaling pathway; cell surface receptor signaling pathway. The coding region runs from base 114 to 2123 and encodes 669 amino acids. Gene Ontology annotation, molecular function: G protein-coupled receptor activity. Lineage: Eukaryota; Metazoa; Chordata; Lepidosauria; Squamata; Sphaerodactylidae. Gene Ontology annotation, cellular component: membrane; postsynaptic density; dendrite.